AUGACGAGACCGCGGGGCUCCUCCGCCGCGAGCGAGGAGAGCACCGGCACCGCGCGCGACCAGGAACUAGGGAGCAUGUAUGACUACCUUGCGAAGAUCAUUCUGCUAGGACCAAGCGGGACGGGAAAGUCAUGCAUAUUACACCGCUUCGUGAAGAACGAAUGGAGGGUCCUCUCGUCGCAAACCAUCGGCGUGGAGUUCGCAAGCAAGAUCAUCAAAGUCGGCACCGGGGCACGGCGGAAGCGAAUAAAGCUACAGCUCUGGGAUACAGCUGGCACUGAGCGCUUCCGCUCCGUCUCGCGGAGCUAUUAUCGCGGAGCCGCUGGGGCGAUUCUAGUCUACGACAUUACCUCGCACAAGAGCUUCAACAGCCUACAACCGUUCCUAAACGAUGCACGAGCUCUUGCCUCUCCCAAUCUCACGCUCCUCCUUGUUGGCAACAAGCUCGACCUAGCGAGCGAAUCACUGGUCGACACUACCGUCCCACCACCGACACCGAGCAGCGUCUCCUCCGCGUCGAUUCCAUACUCUAGCUCACAAGGCGCGAGCAGCAGCACUGGGCUUGGCUCGCAGCAGCGCGCAACGAUAGCGCCCGAUGGACGAGAGGUGUCUGCCACAGAGGCAAGCCGGUGGGCGAGCGGUGUGAACGUGCCCGUGACGAUGGAGGUCAGCGCGUUCAACGGGGAGGGCGUGGACGAGAUCUUUGGACGGCUGGCGCGGAUGAUCCUCACCAAGAUCGAGCUGGGAGAGAUCGACCCCGACGACCCCAUGAGCGGAAUCCAGUACGGAGACGCAGGCGGGACCUGGAAUGCAGGGGCGAGCGAUGGUGCCAGCAUCAAGAGCUCGAUGACGGCGGACGAGAUCGGAGUCGGCACGCGGAGGAGAAGACGGGGAAAGCCACGGGGUCAGUGGGGCGGGAUGAGAGAAUGGGAGGAGGUGUUCACGCUGAACAAUAGACGCAGGGGCGGGGGUUGUGAGUGCUAA
Phaeoacremonium minimum UCRPA7 is the source of this 984-nucleotide messenger RNA. Its product is annotated as putative gtp-binding protein ypt4 protein. NCBI's taxonomy places the organism in Eukaryota, Fungi, Ascomycota, Sordariomycetes, Togniniales, Togniniaceae. Gene Ontology annotation, molecular function: GTPase activity; GTP binding. The record is from RefSeq and is a predicted model, not a curated record. Bases 1 to 984 code for a protein of 327 amino acids. The transcript is spliced from 4 exons. Gene Ontology annotation, cellular component: endosome. Gene Ontology annotation, biological process: regulation of endocytosis.